AUGCCCACAUUUUUCCAAUUGCUCAUUUUAACUUUGGCGUUGGCGUCGGCAACACCAAAAACCACCGCCAAUGUCUACUCGAUCGACGACAAUUUGGUGUUCGAAAAUCCGAGUAAUAAUGGACAAGAGGUUUUCGAGAAAAUGGUGAGAUUUUUGCGAUUUUUCGGGGGUAAAACCAGAGACUUUUGGACCACUUGCAAUGAUCCGAUCGGGACCAAACUUUGCAGACUUCUUGAACUUGGAUGGGAGUAUGUUGGCUCCAAGUUUCCGACCGAUCGGACCAUCCGGUCCCGAGAUAUAUGGAAUCAAAGGCCAAUCUCGGCCGUGAAACGGUUUGAAACUUGGACCCAAUGCACUUCAACAUGUUUCUAGGAAAAUACCAUUCCGAAUCAUUACAAUCAUAAAAAAAAAUACAACACAAAAAGCAUACAAACCGAACAUUUUGCAGGCCAUCGAUCCGUCGACGACACGGGUUUUCGUGGGUGCCGUCAACAAUAUCUACGAUUUGACGAGCGCCGAUUUGACGGUUCGGCGACACGUUCAGACGGGUCCCGCCGACGAUUCGCCGCUUUGUCGCGGUACGACGUUUUUAAAUGAUUGACUAAAGAAAUGGCUGAAAAACGGUCUUGCGACACAAAUUCCCACGGGAAAAGGAAAGUGCGCAUUUCUUUUUGGGGGUGCUUAAAAUGAAUGUGUCGCCGCGAUUUUGUUUCCGAUUUUCUAAAGACCAGCUCAAUUUUGAGGGACUUUGCCUCAAAAACAUGUUUUUUUUCAAUCUACGACCUAAAAUUCCGAUGCAACAGCUAGGCCAUCUGGAGCACCCGGAAAAUGACAAAUUAGUGGUCCUGCGGGGACGGCGCAUGAGUGCCUUCCCCGUCCCGCUUGUGGACGGAUAACCCUAAUUACCAUAAUCCGUCCUCCUCUUCUCGCGCAUCGUUUAAUUCACUUCAUCUUAUUUUGACGUCGACGACGACGAAGACGACGACGACGUCUUCUGCCUCCGAAUCAGAAGAAAUUGUUGAGGGGAUUUAGUUGGAUUUGCGCGUCGACAAAGAUGUGUGAAGUGGCGCCACCGCCCAUUGUUCUUUCCAAUUUUCGAUGACGUUUUUGAGAGGGAUUCUUCAGAUUAGCGCCUUUUUUUGGUUGGAGAUCGAUGCGGAAGAGGAAGGAUCUGAAAAAAAAUGGGGAUCUCUAAGGUUUUACCUGAAAAAGUACUUUUGGAAGGGAACGGUAUAGGGAAUUGAAAUUUUGGUACUACUAUACCAAAAUAUAGAAUUUUGGGGCCUAGGUCAGUAGUAAAUCCAAGCCUGGGCGAGCGGCAGAAAAGCGAUUAGUGUGCGAAACAGUUUCGCGUCUUUCAUAAAGAAUAAAACCAAGAUUAAAAAAAUUUCAAUUGUUUGCAGACGCCCGCAACCGCGAAGAAUGCCGUCAUCAGCUGUCCCGGACGAAUUCGCACACGAAAGCUAUGGCGGUGUACGAUAAAUCGUCGAAACUGAUCGAGUGUAGCAAUCUUUAUCAGGUACACUUUUUCUUGUUGCAAUUUUUCAAAAUAUGUACAAAGUUUGACUGUUCUCCUCGAAUUUCUGCGCUAUAAAGUAACAAUUAAUUUUGUGCAAUUUCCAGGGUCGUUGCCGUCUCCGGAAUCUGCACAACAUCUCGGAAGUGCUGUCGGAGGCGAUCGAACCGCGCGUCUCCAACGAUUCCACCUCGUCCGUCGUCCUUUUCGUCGGUCAGGGACCCGCGAAUCUCACCAAUGAGCCGGUUUUGUACGUCGGAGCGACUAUCGGCAGUGGGGUACGUGUAUUUCUGACAAAGAUUUGUGAAAAAAGAAAAAAGAAGAAAAAAAGCGCACUGUAGUGAUAAUUUUUAAAAAAAAUUUACUGUUUCAAACAUUUAUUGCACCGGAUGAGGACUAAAUUUUAGUUGCUUACAUUUCUAAUAAAUUCUUGCAGGACCAUGACCGAAUGUCGGUCUCCUCGCUAUUUUUGCGCUCGCCAAAAGCGUUCGAAGUCGUGUUUCCGGGACUUUACGGUGGAACGCACGUCUCGUUGGACUACAGAAGUCGCGGAUAUUACAAAUAUCAGUGGGUUACUUUUUAAAAAGGAUUUUCAAAACGAUAUUUUCGUUGUUUGCGUUUGCAGAAUCGACUACGUGAACGGCUUCGAAUCGGGCGAGUAUGCGUAUUUCGUGACGCGCCAACGCAAAAAUAUCCACGACGACGGUGCGGUUCAGUCGAGACUGACACGUGUUUGCACCGGCGACAAGAACUUUCACAGCUACACCGAGGUACGCUUUUUUAAAGAGAAUUUCUAGAGUGCCACACUAAAAAUCGAUAACCGCGUGUACUACCUCUCUAAAACACACAAAAAAUAAUAGAGAAAAAUGUUGAGGUACCCAUGGAAUGCACUGCGAACGGAGUGGACUUCAAUCUGGUUCAGGAUGUGUACGUGACACGUGCCGGUUACGAAUUGGCAAAAUCUCUGGACAUUAGGUAACUUUUUCUGGAAAAUUCUACACUGUUUAACGGACUUUUUUUGCUGCAGCAUAAGCGACCCGGUAUUGUACGGAGUGUUCUGGGAGGGCGACAAAAAUUCGUAUCGAUCGCAGGAGCCGACCGGAAAAUCGGCGAUUUGUAUGUUCACGAUGAAAGAGGUGGAGACGGCGUUCAAGCAGAACAUUAUGAAGUGCUAUAAGGGCACUUCCGGACUCAAAAAGGUAAUUUCUGUCUAUUUAAUUCUAACAUAAAAAAAUUUGCUUCAAAACAAAGACGAUUGAUACUAUGAACAGCUAGUUUUAAAAUUCAUUUUUUGAGGAGUGCUGUUAGGAGAACUUAAAAUAAUUAUUGAUUAGACCUAGACCGGUAUAAAGAAAAUUAAAUAGUUAGUUACUUUUUGGAUCUCAUUUUUCGUACAGUAAUUAAAGCAUCCGGCUAAACAAAGUUUUGAAGCAAAUCGCUUUAUGGAAUUGAAUUUAUGAAACUGCAAAAAAUUGGUAUUCUUCCAGAACCUUCCCUGGUUCUCCUCCAACGACGAUUGCCGCUUCACCACACUACCGUGGGAGGGAAUAAAGUGCGGAAAAGAUGUGAACUCGAAAAUCGGUCAGUUUCGAGUGUGAAAAAAGUGAAAUGUUAUUUGUUCCAGGCGGUGACAUGCCCAUCUCGACGUUUGCCACGUUUGUGCUCGACGACGACUCGCUUCUCACCUCAAUCGCCAUCAAUACGACGCGUUCGAGUACGGUCGCAUUUGUGGGAACGCAAGGAGGCAAAUUGCACAAGGUUAGUGAAUUUUCUUGAUUUUUCGACAUUUUCCUCUUGCAGAUUCUCAUUGAGAACAAGCGGAGCGCGGAAAAGUACGCGACAGAGCUGUUGACGGAAAACGAGCCGAUUCUGGCGGAUAUGGAGUUUAGCGGCGACGGAAAACACAUUUUUGUGCUCACGCCGAGCAAGGUGAGCGCGUUUUUCGAGUGAUAACCCUGGGCUUUUUGACACCCACUCGCAAUAAUCAAUGAUCCGAUCGGGCGAAAAAUGCAACAUACUUUUGCAGGUAAUCAAAAUGCCGACGUCUCGUUGCGAAGCCCUCUCCACCCAGUGCGACGGGUGUCUUUCGUCGCGAGACCCCUAUUGUGGCUGGUGUGUGAGCAACAAUCACUGUACGCAGGAGGAAUCUUGCGAGAGGGAAGUGCCGCACACCGCCCGCGGAUGGCUCGAUUUUCAGAAUUCGAAAUGUCCGAGGUUGGCGAUUUGCUGGGGAAAAUUACGUGUGGUUUUUUUGUUAUUGUUGCAGAAUCCGAAGCGUGAAACCGGAUCAGAUCCAGAUCAACACGGCCGACUACCUAAACGUGACGAUCGAGAACCUGCAGGCGCCGAAAGGCCGUCGCAUGCAGUGUCUCUUCCAGUUUCCGACCGGAGACGCCGUCGUCUCCGAGCCGAUGCCGUUCGACGGAAGUCUGAAGUGCGCGACGCCGCCGAUGGACACACUCCCGCGCAUUCCCAACAACGAGUUCCAUUUGGCCGCCAAACUCGUCGUCGUUUCGGAUGGUACAACGCUUCUUUUUAAUUAAAAGUCUAUCAUUUUUCUCCGCUUCCAGGCAGUAAACUCCCACUGGCCACCACCAAUUUUUCGUUCUACGACUGCAGCCGCUACUCGUCGUGCUCCACGUGCUCUGCCAGCCAAUUUCCCUGCGAUUGGUGCCUCGAAUCGAACGAGUGUGUGGCCGGAAAACUGACAGAGGACAAGUGUCGCAAGCAGCACAUUGUCAACGGGCUCAACGUCAGUUUUAAAAGUUUGAAAGGAACUCUAAAAAACGCCCAAAAAAAACGCCCUGAAAACUCUUCCCCCUUGCACUUUGACAAUCUGUUCUGACGUUAAAAUCCGGAAAAGAUCAUAUGGCCUUGGAUUUUUCGAGUAAGACGCAAUUCAAACAGACACACAUAAACUCGUAGAGCUCCCUGGUUCUUUGUAAAUUGCAAGAAAGUGAGAACGCAACAUUUCAAUUUCAGCGCGACGGCUCUUCGAUCCGAAAAGGGCCGAGCAAGUGUCCGCACAUUGUGGCGCCCGUCUCGAAAAUGUCGGUGGCGGCCGGUGAACGACGGAAUAUCAGUGUCAAAGUGGGUUUUCUUAAGAAAAAUAGGGAGUGCCUACAAUGAUCGCCGGCACUUUUUCAGAUCGAAAACGCGGAUCCGUCGUUUAUGGGCGAUUUUAAGUGCGAAUUCAAGUACGCGACGGUGACGCACGAGAAAAUUGCGAUGAGAACGACGGACGACACUAUUACGUACGAUUUUCUUUUUCGAGAGAAAUUUGUCUGAAAAAUCAUCAUUUGUGCUUCAGAUGCGACGAGAUGCUCUUCGAACCCUACGGCUCCGCGCUUCUGGGCUCCGGCUCGACGGCCUUUGGUUUCAACGUCAUCUGGUCGCCCGUCGGCUCGUCUUCCUCAAUUUCCGCCCGAAAAUCGUCGAAUCCACCGCGAUACCUCGACAACGUCGAUAAUCUGACGAUCGACGUGUAUUCGUGCGAGAAUUUGGCGGCAAACUGCGGAAAAUGUCUGACUUUGGACGCGGACAAGUACGAUUGCGGAUGGUGUGGCGGCGUGGCGUCGGGCAAGUGCGCUCGACCGCACUCGUGCCCGAAAACGCCGGGAAACUGGCUGAACGCGUCGCAAUUGUGCCCGAAUCCGCAAAUUGAGGAGUUCAAACCGAAAAAGGGAUCGAUUUUCGGCGGAACCCGUGUGAUCAUCACCGGAAUCAACCUCGGACGCCACGUGUCCGAUGUGGAAAAGGCGGUGCAGAUUGCGAAUGUACCGUGCGAAGUGGUCCCGGAAGAGUACGUUCCGUCGCAGCGCAUCGUGUGCAUCACCGGCAAGAGCACGAUUAAGGGAAGCAACGAGCGCGGUGUUGUGGCGGUGCGUUUUUAGGGAUUUUUAUACAAAAUUUUCAAAAUUUUCACAAAAACCCAUCAUUUUUCUCUCCUUCUUUGCAGGUGACGCUUCGCCACGAUUCUCUGCAAUUUUUCGCGCACUCGACGGAGCACUUUUCCUAUGUGGAGCCCGUCGUUUCGUCGAUGAAACCGGUGAAGGGACCGCGAUCCGGAGGCACCGAUGUCACGCUGACCGGCGUCGAUUUGGACACGGGCUCCGAGGUGACGGUCCGAUUCGGACAAGUCGCCUGCAAGGUUUUGGGUACGUUUAGGUUACUGUAGGUAGAGUACUUCUAUCAAAAAGUUAUUCAUGCGAAAAGUUUGUACACACACACACACACACACAGAACCUGCAUUAUAAAUUGAAGCAUUUACUUCUUUGAGAACCCAUUCUGAGGACUUUUGGUACAAUUCACUUUGUUUUCUUUUUCCGACGUUUCGGUCGCUCGACCAUCAUCAGGGAACGGCAAUAAGAAGUGGAAGAAAGGGCUCCGCGACAUUUCGGCACCAGUCAUUUCGACACCAAAAAAAGCGAGAAUUUUUCAUCAAAACUCUUUCGAAUUUUACUGCGCGUCAUAUUAACGUGAACAAAUUAUACAGAACAACAAAGUUUUGAAGAAAAGAAAAACAAAAAUUGGAAGAAAAAUCAGAACGCGUAUCAUAAAAACUUAAAACGUAAAAAAAAUAACGAUUUUUUUAAAAAAAAUUUAAGAUGAGCAAUAUCCCGUAAGAUGUCGGUACACGAAUUUGUGCAUAUGACGCGCAGUGAAAUUCGAAAGAGUUUUGAUGAAAACCUUUGACUAGUACUGCGAAAAUUACAAGUGAAAUUAGACUAAAAAAUUCUCGCUUUUUUUGGUGUCGAAAUGGCUGGUGCCGAAAUGGCCCGGUGCCGAAAUGGCUGGUAACGAAAUGUCGCGGAGCCGCCGUUCCGAAGCGUCGUGGGUCCUCAAAGAAGCAAAAUCGCUCUCGAAAAUGCAACAAAACGAUAACUUAACAUAGGGAAAUUUCCAGGGCAAAAAUCAAUAAAUUGCAGCUCGAUCGUCCGGAUGGCUGACUUGCCGAAUGGGACCGUCGGCCGAAGGCGGCCAACUUCCGUUGCACAUUGCGUUCGACGAUCAACUCCAAAAUCUGCCCAUCCCCAUUUAUUUCGAAUUUACGUAUGUAGAGCAAAAACGUAGUGAAAAAGUGUCUUUGAACACUUUUUGCAACGGAAAACAAAAAAUGAUUUUCAGAUCGGACCCGUCUGUCCAAUCGAUUGCUCCGAACAAGACGAUUCCGUCGGGCGGGAUUACGGUAGAUGUGUACGGGCAGGGAUUCACGCUCCUCCAACGCCCACGCAUGGUCUUCGUCGGAUUGGGGUCGGUUUUUGUCAAGUUUUUCCUGGAAAAUAAUCUGAAAAUCCGGGUUUUAGCGACGAAAAAUCGUUGGGACCGUUGUGCCAAGUGGUCGACGAUCAACUGAUGAAGUGCGCGACGCCGGCGGUUCCGGGAAGAUCGGAUUCGGAAAAGUUCACGAUUGAAAGGAUCACCGAGUACGUGUUCGAUUUCGACGGAGCCGAACUUUAGUGAGUUUACGAGAGAGGCGAAUUCAAUAAAAACGUCGAUGUUUCAGUCGUUCGCGGAUAAAAGUGAUGCCGGCGCCGUCGUUCGAAACGCUUGCGGAGCCGCGUUUCGUGCGUCCCGGCGAGGAUUUUCUGACGCUCAACGGAAACCAUUUGAAUUUGGCGGCGUCGGAACGGGACAUUACCGUGUCGGUGGGCGGCGAACCGUGUCCGCUGACCGCGUUGGCUAACAAAGUGCUCACGUGUCAGCCGCCCGUCCGCAAACCGCCGGCCGUCGGCAAAUUGAACCCCGAAAUAGUGGUGGCGGUGGGAAACGCGACGUUUUCGGUGGGCGAAGUCUCGUACGACUCGCCCGGACUCUCCUCCUCGCUCUUUUUCAUCAUCUCCAUUUUCAUCCUCUUCAUGAUCGGACUCAUCAUUUGUCUGAUUGUUUUGUACCGCCGCAAGUCGAACACGCAUCAGAGACAGAUGAAGUACUUGAAGACGCAAAUGGACACGAUCGAGAUGAAGGUUUGUCGGCCUUUGUGCACGUAUUUUUAAAGACAUUAUGGGUUGUCUGACAUGCUGAAUCGAAUGGCAUUCGCGGUUUUUUAGACAACGUUCCAGUAAAGGAUGUCUUAAUUUUCUAUUUUUUCAGGUGGCCACAGAAUGCAAGGAAGCAUUUGCCGAACUGCAAACGUCUCUGAAUCAGUACACGGCCGAUUUGCCGCUCGGAACGCCGACGGCGCCGUUUUUGGAGUACAAGGACUACUGUGCGAGGGUCAGUAACGUAAAAAAGAUAAGGGAAGAUGAUUUAUGAAAUUGCAGGUUCUGUUCCCAACUGGCGGCAAAAAUCAUCCGGUUCUGAAGAAUUUGGAAGUGGAUACGCACAAAGCGGAAGCCAUCGAAGCGGGACUUCGAGAGUUCCACAAGCUGCUCAUGAAUAAGGUAUCCGUUUCUUGAAAAAAAGAAACAUGCAAUUUUAUUCGAAAAAAUCGUUCGAAUUUGCAGACGUUCUUCCUGACAAUGGUGCGAACGAUGGAGGCGAACAAGUACUUUGUCGGCAAGGAUCGCGUCUACGUGGGCAGUCUGCUGAUGGUCGUGCUGCAGGAGAAGAUGGGCUACUGCACAGAGAUGCUCAAGCAGUUGCUGCGCGAGCUCAUCGAAAAGACGGUCGAGAAGAAGUUUCAGCCGAAAAUACUGUUCCGUCGGAGUGAGAGCAUUGCCGAACGCAUGCUCGCCGCCUGGUUCACGUUUUUGUUGCACGACCAUUUGAAGGUGGGCUUUUUUUUUUGAAAAUUAUUCACAAAAACGAAUUGCCAGACAUUUGACGCCGGGAAAAAGCUGUACGAGCUGUUCUGGGGCAUCAAGCAACAAAUGGAAAAAGGGCCGCAGGACGCGCUCACCCUCGAAGCGCGUUAUUCGCUUUCCGAGGAGAAACUGUUGCGCGCGACGUUCGAGUACAAAGAAUUGACGGUGUUCGUGUCGUCGGCCGACUCGAUCUACACCCAAUCGGACAUUCCGGUACGGGUGCUCGACUGCGACACGAUCACGCAGGUGAAGGAGAAGUGUCUGGACGUGAAGUACCGCGGAUUCCGCUACUCGGACCGCCCGGCCGCCGCCGACCUCGAGUUGGAGUGGAAAACCGGACUCAACGGGAAGAUGACACUACAGGUUUGCACGUUUUCAGUGAAACGUCAUACACUACACUGAAUUUUUCGAAAUAAUCAUGAUUUAUUGCAGGACGUAGACUCGUCGUCGCGAACGGAAGGCGGAAACUGGAAGCGCUUGAACACUCUGGCCCACUAUAACGUGCCGAAUAAUGCGAUACUGACGCUCGCUUCGAAAUCCAACUCGUUGUAUAAUCUGGUGAAUUUUUCGUCGUGCUCCGUCAAGACGACAGCGGUGCAUCUUUUUUGCAUUUUUUUUUAAAUGUUUAAACUUUUUUUUGGCCAGAAAGUUGAGACCUCUCACGUUUUACAACCAUGACGAAUGUCAACCACGUGUUUCGCAACCAGUACGCGAGUAACUGGGUGCCCGAUCAGAAGUAUCUCACCAUACUUUUUGAAAACGGAGGGCGCCCCGCACCACAUCUGUUUAAAGUCGAUUCGUUAAAAUAGUAUCACCGAAGAGCACCCGGCAACUUCUUUAAAAUACGCUUGGCUGCGAAACAUUGCGGUUGUGGAAACGAAGAGGUCUCACUAGGGAAUGGUCCCUCAACUUUCAACAUUUCUUCCUUAAAUUCUUCUAUAAUCCGCCACUUUUCCGACUAAUUUUCGCCCCACGUUUGCAGAGCAUUCUAUCGGAUCGCUCGGAAAAGUCGUCGCUGUCGAUGAAGACGGCGGGCGUCGGAUCGCCGAAGCCGUGGGGCGGCGCGCCUCCGUCCGUAGUGGCCGAUCAUGCGUCUUCGUCGGCCGACACGGACAACGGCUUCAAACUGUACCACCUGGUGCGGCCGACCGAGCACGGACCCACGGAUUCGCAGGAGAAAAUGGUGACGGAGAUCUAUCUGACGCGGCUGUUAAUGAUGAAGGGCACGCUGGCCAAGUUCAUCACCGCCCUCCUCGAGAGCAUUUUUUCGGCGCGGAACGUGCCGCCGUGCAUCAAGUACAUGUUCGAUUUUAUGGACGAACAAGCCAGGGAACAUGGCAUUAAUGAUCCGGAAGUGGUGCACGCGUGGAAGAGCAACGCACUGCCGCUCAGGUUCUGGGUCAACCUCAUCAAGAAUCCGUAAGUUUGCCUUCUUCUGGCUUUUUCCGUUCUUUGCUAAAGCGAAUUUUUGCAGUCAAUUUCUGUUCGACAUCCAGAAGCCGACGAAGAUCGAGGGGUGUCUUUCGGUGGUCGCGCAGACCCUCAUGGACGCCUGCUCGACGCAGGACCACCAGCUGACGAAGGACUCGCCGAGCAGCAAACUGCUGUUCGCGAAGGACAUGUACCAGUACCGCGACCUCGUCGACGGCUACUACACGGAGAUCGCGCAGGCGCCGCGCAUCGACGACGCGACAAUGGGCGCGAAUCUGACGGCCGAGUCGCGGCAGCACAACGGAGAGUUCCACGUGUUCUCGGCGCUCAACGAAUUGUACAAGUACUUGGAUCAGUACAAGGAGAGCAUUAUCGACGCGUUGGAGAGCAACGAGCACGCGCAGGCGAGCAGGCUACCCGGCAGGCUACAGGUUGGUUAUUUGUACAAAAACACUGUGCAAUGAUUCGUUGCAGGACCUGCUGGCCCUAAUGGAAUCCGAUUACUAUCGGGCGACGGACUACGAAUCGUCGACGCUGGGCCUCGGCUACAACUCGAACAGCCGUCUGAUGCCACGUGAUCGCAUCUGA
This is a messenger RNA of Caenorhabditis sp. 36 PRJEB53466, 10281 nucleotides long. NCBI's taxonomy places the organism in Eukaryota, Metazoa, Nematoda, Chromadorea, Rhabditida, Rhabditidae. The record is from the annotation of a GenBank genome assembly.